Messenger RNA from Strongylus vulgaris, 708 nucleotides. Lineage: Eukaryota; Metazoa; Nematoda; Chromadorea; Rhabditida; Strongylidae. The record is from the annotation of a GenBank genome assembly.
AUGAUCGGCUUACAAUAUGUACGAGGAAUUUGUCAGGAAGGCUGCUUCACUACAGCUGUAGAGAUGAAGAUGAUUGGUGAUUUUCGCCCCGUUGGAUACAGGUUCUGCUGCCCUUCCCACUCUUUCCGGCGUAUAUUGUCAAGAGGAAGAAAUGUACCGAUUACGUUCUUUGCACGCAAUUCAACUCUUGAAGUUAUUCUGUACUUCCGUUGGGUCGUACUGACACCCGAUGCCGAAGACGCCACAUACCUCAAUUCAACACAGUUAGCAGAAGUUUAUAAACAAAGCGAUGCGGAUAACGGUGUGGAUAUGCAGCUGUUGGAGUUGCCUUAUGAACCACUUAUUGGCGCCAAUAUUGUAGGUGACAAAGAUGGGCGAAAGUCUCUGAAGAAAAUCCCCAGAGUAAAGACUAAAGAUUUACUAAGGUUUUUAGUCGUACUGACACCCGAUGCCGAAGACGCCACAUACCUCAACUCAACACAGUUAGCAGAAGUUUAUAAACAAAGCGAUGCGGAUAACGGUGUGGAUAUGCAGCUGUUGGAGUUGCCUUAUGAACCACUCAUUGGCGCCAAUAUUGUAGGCGACAAAGAUGGACGGAAGUCUCUGAAGAAAAUCCCCAGAGUAAAGAUCGCUCAUGAUGACCCUGGCUACAUUGGGGAAUAUGGAAGCAAUGGCGAAAGCUAUGAAGAUUACUCCGUAUAUAGCUAA